Meloidogyne enterolobii is the source of this 1719-nucleotide messenger RNA. The record is from the annotation of a GenBank genome assembly. Lineage: Eukaryota; Metazoa; Nematoda; Chromadorea; Rhabditida; Meloidogynidae.
AUGAAAUUAAUUUUAACAAAAUUUACAACAAUUUUAUUUUCAUUAUUAUUUAUUAAUGAAUCCUCCUCUAGUGCAAUACGUAAUUUGCGUUCUCACUAUGAUGCUGGAACCGAUACAAUAUUAGUUGAUUGGGAGUGGGAUGAGCUAAGUGGAGGAUUGGUCAGGCAACAACUUGAAGGUGGCCAAAAUGAAGAUGAAUGGAGACGAGUUGAAGCAGAAGAGGAUGGACUUGGUGCUCGCAUUCCUCUUGGACGAUUAUCGUUGAGUGAUGGGGAUGAGGUGAUGACUCAGCUUUUUAUUGCGGUUCAGGUACUAGCAGAGCCACUAACUCCUCCUGAAACUGGAAGCAGCGCUUCGUUGAAGCAGCACAGUGAACCUCUUGUUGUUUGGAUUGCUAGGCGUCAGAGUAAUUCUGAUGGGAAUUCUGACGGAUAUUCUGAUUUUGAUGGGAAUUCUGAUGGGAAUUCUGACGGAUAUUCUGAUUUUGAUGGGAAUUCUGAUGGGAAUUCUGGUGGAAAUUCUUAUUUUUCCUCAAAUUCUGAAAAAAAUUCUGAGAAAAAUUCUGAUAAAAAUUCUGAUCAAAAUUCUGAUUUUUCUUCAAAUUCCAAUUUUGAACUUCCCAAAAAUCCUCCACCUACAGCAGAAGAAAUUCUCCCUCCCUACAAUUUUACUGCAAAUAUUCUUGGCCCCACACAAGUAAAAUUGGAGUGGAAAACACCUCCAAGAUCUUCAGAUACAACAGAGCCUUAUUACUUUUAUAUUAUUAAUGUUAGACAAAUAAGUGCAAAUGAUCGUAGUGGAAGGAAGUUUGCUCCACUGCAAAUUCGUGUGGACAAAACAAAUUUCCUAUUAGGCCAUUUAAUACCAGGAGAGAGGUAUGAAAUUACUCUUAGGAGUGCAACAAGUUCUGAUCGUAUUUCCUCUGCCGCAGCAAUUGUUGAAAUUGCCUUACCGAAGGAGGAUGAGGGUGCUUUAAUGGACGUUGGGAAUUUAUUGGUAACUUCCAGAUUUAUGCAUGAUGGUCGAGGAGUUGUUAAUCUUACAUGGGAAGUGCCUCCACAAUUAAUAGGGAAGAUAAAAUCUUAUGAGAUGCGUUAUAUAGAAGCUAGUAAUGCCCAAAGCGGAAUAGAACGGUGGGAACACCUCCAUUUUCCCGGAGAAGCACCUCAAGCUCAACUUUAUAGCAUGAAACCAGACACAGAAUAUUUAAUAAGAAUUCGGACUUUAUUAAUUUCUGGUUUGCAAGUGGAAAGCGGCGAGUUCCGCAUUCAUACACCACGCAUAAAAGAGCCUACCCCUUUGGCAAGGCUUGAUGUUUUGUAUUCAAGUGAGCAACCUACUGUGCGUUUACAAUGGACGUUAGCCCCACAUAUUCACUCAUCAGAAAUUAACGGAUACGAUUUGAGAAUAACCGACCGUUAUGAUUUACCGGAAAGUGAGUGGCGCUAUCACCGAGUUAGUGGCUAUUCACCACAAUUUGCUUUGGAUAACCUUCGACCUUACACAACCUAUUUUGUUCGUGUAGAUAUUCGUAAAAAUAAUGGGGAUGUUUUAAAAGGAAAUACAAUUUAUCGGUUUACAACUUUGGGUAGGUUUUAAAUGAGAUUGUAAAAAAUAAACUUGGAAUUAAGUAGGAGAAUAAAUAAACUUGAAUUUGUAAAAAAUAAAUAAACUUGAAUUUUAAAAAAUAAACUUAAAUUACAACUGUGAAAUAAAAUA